AUGGCCGCUUCCUCCUCGGCCGCCGCUCCGCCGGAGACGUCGCCCACAGCGCCGCGCGGCCGCGGAAACGACGGCGUGGGUGUGAAGGUGGAGGAGCUGUGCUGCAUCUGCCACCUCCCCGCCGAUCCGGACCGCCAGCUGGCCCCCCUGAGCGACGGCAAUUUCGUCCACUACGACUGCCGCUGCGAGGUGUGCGAGCGCAAAGCCCAAUGGCUGACCGUCUGGGAGUUCAUGGGGGGCUUGCCAGGCAAGCUCACGAGCCUGCUGCUCCCCCUCUUCCUCGCCGUCUGUGUCCUCGGUGAAACAGUCAUGCACCUCAUCACCUUACAAACUUGGCGCCUCGUUUUCGCCAGAACCUUUGCUGAAGUGUACCAUCUGGUCUCCCUCCGCCUCUCUGCCACCUCCAUCAUCGCUUCGGUAUCGUUCUUUGCUGCAUUUGCGAAUAGGUUUGCGCCGUUUGCAGUGGCUCCAUUUGCGCGCUGGGUUAAACGCCUAGAAACCCGGUGUCGGGGAUGGUGGGGCAUCGAUGGCUGGCAAGUCCUCCAGCUAUUUUCUGUUGAAGCCUGCUUGGUGGUGUUAAUAGCUGAUAUGGCUGUUGCUUGUAUUUUUGGUUUACUCCCAUUCUCACUUGGAAGGAUAAUUUUGUGGUGCAUGCCGUCUUUCAAUUUUAACAGUGUGGAUGAAGUCGACUCCUAUACUUCAACUUCAACAACUAUUCUGGUUGGAUAUGGAUUUAUCUUUUCCGUGGGAGUAUUUUUUGUUGGGCUGAAUACUUUUCGUGAAUACUUGACCGGGGAGCGCCUUACAAUUGCAAUUCUCUUAAGAAAGCUUUCUGGUAUAUUCUUCAGAGGGAUCUUGCGUUCAAUCAUUGGUGCCAAUAUUGGUGUUAAUCUUUUAUACAUAUAUAUACUACACCCAUUGUUCAUUGGUUGGUUGCUUGAUAUGUGCACUUCAAAAUUGUUUGGUGCAACAAUAUCUCAGAGGUUCAAAUUUCUGAUUGCGCCGUCGUUUUCUUCUAUAACUCUUCAUUGGUUUACUGGACGCAACAUUUUGAGUCUGCGCAACAGAGUCUUCGUAUUUCUCCGCAAGGUAUUGAAGCCAGGAAUUACGAUUCGCUUUGUCCGACAUAAUAUUUCUGAACCAUUCUAUAUAUUCUAUUUCAAGAGGCUUCCUGGCCUUUUUGACGACAUUACAUUUAUUGCUCUAGUAAUCCUUGUUCCUACUAAAAUGGCUGUCGAGUUGGAACCUGAGGAGUUCCCACUAGACAUCACCUACUUUGAUCGUCCUGCUAAGGGCACAUCAUUCUGGCAAGGGCCACUGUACUACGCACAGGCACUUUCUGCUAUUCUUUAUCUCAGGUUUCUCACUGACAAUACAGUUUUAUACCUCGAGUGGUUAGUCUGGAGGGUAAGAUGCUAUUGGCUCUUCACUGCUGGAGAUGCCCUGUGGAACAUUGUCUCACCGAGGGAACAUUAUGAUAUAAGCGAUGAAGUUAACAAUAGAAGACUUUUCUAG
This is a messenger RNA of Triticum dicoccoides, 1515 nucleotides long. Its product is annotated as E3 ubiquitin-protein ligase MARCHF6-like. NCBI's taxonomy places the organism in Eukaryota, Viridiplantae, Streptophyta, Magnoliopsida, Poales, Poaceae. Gene Ontology annotation, biological process: ERAD pathway. The coding region runs from base 1 to 1515 and encodes 504 amino acids. Gene Ontology annotation, cellular component: endoplasmic reticulum membrane. The record is from RefSeq and is a predicted model, not a curated record. The transcript has 6 exons.